This is a messenger RNA of Apodemus sylvaticus (European woodmouse), 1947 nucleotides long. It is a transcript of the gene Snx12, whose product is annotated as sorting nexin 12. Lineage: Eukaryota; Metazoa; Chordata; Mammalia; Rodentia; Muridae. The coding region runs from base 116 to 598 and encodes 160 amino acids. The record is from RefSeq and is a predicted model, not a curated record. Gene Ontology annotation, biological process: endocytic recycling; late endosome to Golgi transport. Gene Ontology annotation, cellular component: early endosome membrane; retromer complex. Gene Ontology annotation, molecular function: phosphatidylinositol-3-phosphate binding. The transcript is spliced from 5 exons.
CGCCGCCAUCUGUGGGUUGGCUGGUUAUUUUGCAAGCGGGAGGGGCCGUGCGCGCUCUUGCCUCAGGCCUCUGUCCCCCACCCCCUUCGCCGGUACCGGUCCCUUCCUCGGAAAGAUGUCGGACACGGCAGUGGCUGACACUCGGCGCCUUAACUCGAAGCCCCAAGACCUGACUGACGCUUACGGGCCGCCUAGUAACUUCCUGGAGAUAGACAUCUUUAAUCCACAGACGGUGGGCGUGGGCCGCGCGCGCUUCACCACCUAUGAGGUUCGCAUGCGGACAAAUCUACCCAUCUUCAAGCUGAAAGAAUCCUGUGUACGGCGACGCUAUAGUGACUUUGAGUGGCUGAAAAAUGAGCUGGAGCGAGAUAGUAAGAUCGUAGUACCACCACUGCCUGGGAAAGCCUUGAAGCGGCAGCUCCCUUUCCGAGGAGAUGAAGGGAUCUUUGAGGAAUCUUUCAUUGAAGAAAGGAGGCAAGGCCUCGAACAGUUUAUUAACAAAAUUGCUGGGCACCCACUGGCUCAGAAUGAACGCUGUCUACACAUGUUCCUGCAGGAGGAGGCUAUUGAUAGGAACUACGUCCCUGGGAAGGUUUAACCAGGACCACUGAAUAGAGAGAAUCCCUGCUUUUCCUACCUGCAUGAAAAAUUUUCUUUUUGGGGAAGGUGGUAGAAACUCAAAACUUCUUUUUUUUUCUAGGCCUACUCCCAGUUUCUCAGCAGUUUUUUGUUUGUUUGUUUUUCCUCUCCCUUGUUGCUUUUCAUGGCGGCCAUCUUAGAGUUUAAGCAGUCCAAUAUGUAGAGCAGGAUGUAUGGGGUUUCUGGGCCCAUCAUCAUGAUGACUGCAAAGUCAAAAAAGCCAUAGGGUAGUAGGGUGCUCCUAUUGCCUAGCCCCUUUCCCUUAAUGGCUCCCUACUCUGGCUGUCUAUAUUUUGCUCAUUAGCUAAUGAGUCAGUAUGGGCCAGCAGUUCUCUCUCCUCAAGCCCUUGUUUCUUUGUGAGUUAGCUUUGUGGGUUUUGAGGGAUAAGAACAACUUAUCACUGCCAGGUGACUUUCUGAAUGGUGGGAGGGGGUCAUGUUUUAGGUUCUUCUUGGUGGUAAGGAAGAGCAACAUCACUUUCCUCCUUCCAUUCCUCCUCUUCAUGUCAUUUAGUGCUGCCCCAAGGGCGGAAGCACACACACCACAUUUUCUCAUUUCUCCUAAGCACUUUUGAGCUGUUGAAUGGGGCUCAGGAGCAAGAGUUGUCUGCUGCCUUCCCCAGCUUGGUCACAGGGUUAUUGACCUGCCUGUACUUGUUUCCUAUGGAACUCCAGUGUUGUUCCCAGAAGCUGAAAUAGGCUAGCAGCUAGGUGUAGAUUUCCUAAAUCUGAGAGGCUAAAGUAGCUUCUUGAGGCUGGCAAGUGUCCUAUGCUGUUGUUUGGGAGGUGGUGGUUUGUUUGCUGGGACUGCUGUCUGUCCAAGUGGUGGGAUGAGAGCAAGUUAAUUCUGGUGCCAGUGGCAAGUUGGGACUCUUGGCUUAGACUCCCUGUCAUGGAAGGAUUUGUGUUUUCUCUGUAGGUCCUUGGGGAAAAGGAUUGCUGAGUCUGGUGUGACCCUGGUCAGAGAGAUCAGGAUUAGAUUUUGACAGGGAACUUGGAGCCCAUCUCAGUGUUGAAGAUCCUUGAGAUAGAUUAUUAGCUCUCUAGCUGCCGAGCCCAUGCUGGUAGCUGAGUAGCCCCUUUCCCACCUCACCAGUGUCGGUGUCCUUGCUGCCUUUUGAUUUGUAUCCUUUGUUACAGAUUUUUUUUUAAGAUUUCUUCUUUCAUUGUGCAUAAGUGCUGAGACUCCGAGGCCCCAUUUCUUCUGUGUAUAUAUCCUGACUUGGGGCUUUUAUUCAGCAAAUUGUUCAUUCUUCUGUCAGACAAUGUCAUAUUCAACUCUGUUCAUAUUAAACCACUGUGAAGCAA